Habropoda laboriosa is the source of this 1145-nucleotide messenger RNA. RefSeq names its product protein rogdi (gene rogdi). The transcript has 6 exons. The record is from RefSeq and is a predicted model, not a curated record. Lineage: Eukaryota; Metazoa; Arthropoda; Insecta; Hymenoptera; Apidae. Gene Ontology annotation, cellular component: RAVE complex.
UAUCUAUUUAAGAUCGCAGAAUUUCACGACGGAAAAGAUGACAGGAUUUAUCUUUCGCGUUUAAACGUUACAACAACAUUCGUUUGCGAAAUGAGUGAUAAAUGAGAUGUACUAGGAAAAAAGUAAGAAUUGACGAAAGAAACUAUUAAAAAUUAGACAUAUAGGACCUUGUAACUACGAAGCAAGUGGAAGUACCACCCGGUACGGAAAAAUGGCUGACUGCGAGAAGGAGGAGGCUCACAAUCUCCAAAUGGAGUUUGAAUGGGUACUUCAUGAAGAAGUUCAUUCUUCACUAUCACAGUUGAGGAAUAUUUUAAUGGAAUGUGCGCAAAGAUUUCCAUUAGCGUUAUUUGGCAAUGAUCAACACAAUAAAACAGAUAGAUUUGUAUUUGCUGCACCACAUGACCAAGUGAAAUGUGUAGCUGUUUUAACUGGUGAUAGUAUCACAAAUGCAGAAGUUAACUUUAAAGUGCAGCGUCAGCAAAAUAUUAAUAUGAGAACUAGUAUACAAAAUGAACAUCCUUGGAAAUUACAGCAGAUACAAGACGCUGCUAAUCAUUUGCAGCAAGCUAUUGCACACAUAGACAAUGUUGAUCGUCAUUAUCCUUUUAAAACAUCUGAUGAAGUUAUGCAUGUAUUAGGAAAUAUACUUGGUUGUCUUCAACGUAGUCGAACAAGUUUAAUUGUUCCUAGGAAAAGAACCAUUGAUGAUCUUAUUAAAAGUCGUAAUAUGAGAUAAAUAAUAAAAUAUUCUUUAUGGUGGUCAAAUCCAGAAAAUUUGGCUAUUAGCUUCUAUAUUCAAAGUUAUAAAUUAGUUUUGGCAGUAUAUCAAUUAGAGAAUGCACAUGGCAAUGUUAAGUAUGAAACACAACAAGCAGAAUGUAGUGUUCCAUGGUUAAAUGAUGCUUUAGUAUUACUUACUAUAGCAUUACAGCUUUGUCAACGACUAAAAGACAAGAUCUGUGUUUUUUCUCAAUACAAAGAUUUUACGGUUGGUUCUCAUGUUCCUUCUACAGUGGGUUGAUGAUUAAAACAUGUUUGAGCAAUCAAAUAACCUUCAAUUAGGAAAAUGAUUUUGUAUAUCUAUAUGACAGUAUGCCACAUUCAGUGCUCUGGUAGCAUUUUUAGUGGAAUUUGUUUUUACA